UCGUGUGGCCUGCGGAAUGGCGAUGGCGGCCCGAGCACGGGUCUGGGUUGCAGUGUGUGCCUUCCACCCGCCGCCGUUCCUGAGGCAUGGCCGGCCUCUCCUGCAGCCGAGCGCCUGGGUUGGGCUCCCGGGCGCCAGGGCCCUGAGUGUCUCGGCCGAGAAGGCGAUGCUGGAUCGGAUCAUCCGGGUGGAUCACGCCGGGGAGUACGGGGCUAACCGUAUCUAUGCCGGACAGAUGGCCGUGCUGGGCCGCAGCCCCGUGGGGCCUGUCAUCCAGCAAAUGUGGGAUCAAGAAAAGGAACAUCUGGAGAAAUUUAAUGAAUUGAUAGUUGAUCACAGAGUUCGGCCGACGCUUCUAAUGCCUUUCUGGAAUGUUGCAGGAUUCAUGUUGGGUGCUGGAACUGCUCUUUUGGGAAAAGAGGCUGCCAUGGCUUGUACAGUAGCGAUAGAAGAGAGUAUAUCACAGCAUUACAACAAUCAGAUAAGGAUGCUAAUGGAAGAAGACCCAGAAAGGCACAAAGAAUUACUUGAAAUUCUAAAGAAAUUCAGAGAUGAUGAAAUGGAGCAUCAUGACACAGGAUUAGCACAUGAUGCAGAAAUGGCACCUGCAUAUGCGUUAUUGAAGAAUGUUAUACAAGCUGGAUGCAAGGCUGCUAUCUACGCAUCUGAACGCAUUUAAAUACUUUCUUUGUACAAUCAAUCCAUUUUUGCAAUAGAUUACUAAUAUACAGUAAAGUAGGUAAUGUCAUAACUUAUUUGGUUUAUAAUUAUCUUACAAUUUGUUUCAAUUAUGAAAAUAAGUGUUGUUGUGUAUAUGCUUGAGAGUCUAUUUUCCAAUUUCUCUGGCACUUUGUAUUGAACCAGGGGUGUGUAUGAAAUGCACUGACUGCCCAACUAUUGAAGAAUUAUCCAGUUGGGCCUAAAGUGAACACAUGUCUGCUUCAUCAAUACUGCUCAAACUUAGAAUGUGAGCCAAAGUGCUGUGGAGAAAAAAUGUUUGUGGAGAAUGUUACCACUUAAUCAAUCAUAAAGACACUGCCUCUGACCCAUACAGGCCAGAGGGUCCCAUGUUUCUGCUGAAUUAGUUAGUGUAUGCUCUGCAGUGGUUUUAGCACUGUGGUCGAAUUCAGCUGUUGAGUGAGGGAGCUUGAAAUUGGUGUUGCCUUUUCAUUUGCUUUGAGUAGAUGGGUUUGGGAGGGAGCAUGGUGCAUGGUCAGGGAAGCUGACUGCUCUCUCUGUAACCAGGGCAGUAAUGCUGAGGCCCAAGCAGCAGGAAGGGGCAGAAAGCGCUAGAGAAGUUAUCCCAUGGUGGCAGAGGCAUGUUCGGCCUAUAUUGAGUGGAGUCAUCCUUCUCCAAAAGUUGCACAGCAAUGGCAAGGCUGUGACAUGGAAAGACACCAGCCUUACCAUUUUCUGCUUGAACCAGUGAAGCCUCCUUUAGUUGUAUUGCAGCCAUUUCCUCCCAAUUCCCACUGUGUGGAUACAGUGUGCUGGGUCAGAUCUGGCCUGUAACAUUUGACACACUACUGUGCUGCUACAGUUUAACUCUUUUAAUUUGUUUGGUGUUUCUGCUGCUGCUGAAUAAGCUGCAGUAUGGCUAUAGGAAGAGCAUGAGGGAAUAUGAACACAUCAGGAAACCAAUUGCAUGUGCAAGUUUCCUGGCCCCCUCACAGAGCCAUGUUUGAGUGGCUGGGUAGGUCCACUCUGUGUGUGAGAGGAAGAAACAUUGAUCACAGCUCACACAGCUGAUCACUACCUUGCUGUUAUCUCCUCUCCUGUCAAAUAGUCGUUCCAGGCUGACUGCCAUGACUUGCAUGAAGAACAAUCGCUCAGGAGAAGUACUGCACCCCCUUGAAAAUAAUGCUGAAUAAGGAAUUUAAUGUCUGCCAGAGGGAGAAAACGAAAGCUCAUUCCCGAUUACAGUUAAAAUGUUCGAGAUCCAGUACAAAUGGAGCAGCUAGCAAGGUUUUUAUGCAUGUGAAAAUAAAUGCUGAUCCUUCUUUUACAGGUAAUAUUUUACAGUAAAUUAAUAGGGAACAUGUUAAUUUGUGAAAAGUCAUUAAAAUAUGUGACCUGAAA
This is a messenger RNA of Hemiscyllium ocellatum (epaulette shark), 2079 nucleotides long. RefSeq names its product coenzyme Q7 homolog, ubiquinone (yeast) (gene coq7). The transcript has 5 exons. Gene Ontology annotation, cellular component: nucleus; mitochondrial inner membrane. NCBI's taxonomy places the organism in Eukaryota, Metazoa, Chordata, Chondrichthyes, Orectolobiformes, Hemiscylliidae. The coding region runs from base 17 to 679 and encodes 220 amino acids. Gene Ontology annotation, biological process: ubiquinone biosynthetic process; regulation of gene expression; determination of adult lifespan. Gene Ontology annotation, molecular function: 3-demethoxyubiquinol 3-hydroxylase activity. The record is from RefSeq and is a predicted model, not a curated record.